Messenger RNA from Oncorhynchus kisutch (coho salmon), 702 nucleotides. RefSeq names its product phospholipase A2, minor isoenzyme. Lineage: Eukaryota; Metazoa; Chordata; Actinopteri; Salmoniformes; Salmonidae. The record is from RefSeq and is a predicted model, not a curated record. Gene Ontology annotation, molecular function: phospholipid binding; calcium ion binding. Gene Ontology annotation, biological process: phospholipid metabolic process; lipid catabolic process; arachidonate secretion. The transcript is spliced from 4 exons. Bases 103 to 546 code for a protein of 147 amino acids.
CUCCCAGUUUACCUCCCAUUUUAGCACUUGUUCUCCUUGACUUCCCUUCAUCUAAUAUAAGAGGUGGUAAGGUUGGUGUAUACCCUCAAUGCUUCCUCUGUCAUGCAUCCAAAAUCCCUCCUGUUGCUGCUGACCGCAUACGCAGCCCAUGGUUCACUGCAGCCCCAGGCUCUGUGGCAAUUUGGCAGAAUGAUCACAUGCACCCAGCCUGAUGUCAACCCCUUCAUGUACAGUAACUAUGGCUGUUGGUGUGGCUUGGGGGGGACUGGGACUCCCAAGGAUGACCUGGAUAGGUGUUGUGAGGUCCAUGACCUCUGCUACCGAGCGAGCAGGCAUCUUCCAGAGUGCCGUCCCAUCAUUGACGUCCCUUACAUCAAGGUGUACAUAUUCUCUUGCACGAAUGGGCAGGUCUCCUGUUCAGCUUCCAACGAUGUGUGCCAGGCCUCAGUGUGCGAGUGUGACCGAGUCGCCGCCAACUGCUUCGCCCAGUCCACCUACAACCCUGAGAACAAUAACCUGGACCCCAAAACCCACUGUAUCACCUGAGCCAAGACAAAUCCUCUGGAAGCAGUACAAACAUCUGAAACUACUGUAGAUUCACUGAAUGUUUAUGAAUCCUGUUUCAUGGAUGUGUGUCAUGUUUGCUGGAAUUGAAUUUACUGUGCCAAUUAAACUGUUGACCUAUUAAAUGAUUGAAUGGCA